AGUGGAUCAUAGAUCUCUCUCUCUCUCUCUCUCGUGGCCUUGCGAGAAUUUCAGUUGUCUGUGAAGCCAUGGCAGUGGGAAGCUCCACAGAGUGGAAGAUCAGUGUGUGAAAUAUUCAGAGAGAAACGAAAGACUCUGUGUUAUGGGUUUCACAAUGGGCUUGAAUUUGCUUCUUCUUGUUGCCAUGGUGGCCACCAAUAUUCUUUCUCUCUACCAUCUCUCUUCUACGCUUCAAUCCACUAAAUCCCCUGUUUCACAGCCGGUUCCAGAUCAUCUCAUCCGGCAGCUUCAGACGAUACGCGCCACCAUCAACCACCUCACGCGCUUGCAUCCAACGGCGGCGGCUUCCGCGUCGAAAACUAAACUCUCUAUACCUUCAGAUCUCGUUCUGUACUCUCAAUUUUCCCCAAUUGCUUCAUCUUGUCAUACUAAUCCUGAGCUUCUUCAUAAGUUUAUGAAUUACACUCCGUUUUCGAGUUGCCCUUCUGACUCUGAUCUCGCUGAGGCUUUGAUUCUUCGUGGGUGUCACCCACUUCCUCGUCGGCGGUGCUUUGCCAAAACCCCACAAAAACCCUCUUCUUCUUUGCCUCAAAAUCCCUUUGCUUCUUCACUUCCGGAGUCCAAUAUUAUUUGGGAGAAAUAUUCUUGUAAGGGUCUUGGCUGUUUGAAUCGGUUGAAUCCCAAUCUGGGGUUUGAUCCUUCUCAUGAAAUCACCAAGUUUAUGACCUUCAAGACCGAAUUGGACCUCCCAAUCCCCCAAUUACUGCAGAUUGCGAAGGCGGCUAACUCUGUUCUUCGUCUUGGACUUGAUAUUGGUGGUGGAACCGCCACUUUUGCUGCAAGAAUGAAGCUCUACAAUGUUACUAUGGUCACUACGACUAUGAACCUCGGCGCGCCGUACAACGAAGUUGCGGCGCUUAGGGGAUUGGUGCCUUUGCACGUACCGCUGCAGCAGCGGUUGCCCAUUUUUGAUGGAGUGAUGGAUCUAGUUCGGUGUGGCCAUGCUGUGAACCGGUGGAUUCCUGUGAAAUCGAUGGAGUUUUUGUUCUAUGAUUUGGAUAGAGUGUUGAGAGUUGGAGGUUACCUUUGGUUUGAUCAUUUCUUCAGCAAAGGGGUGGAUCUUGAUAAACUUUACUCUCCUUUGAUUACCAAAUUGGGUUAUCGGAAGGUCAAGUGGGCGACAGCGAGUAAGACCGACUCAGGCGGGUUGAAAAAUGGGGAGGUUUACUUGACGGCAUUGUUGCAGAAGCCAGUGCCAUCAUGAGACAUUUUCAAAACAUUGACACAGGCAGUAUGAAGAGAACCUGCGGCUUGGAUUAUAGGAGGAAGCAAUUAUUUGAAUGGAAAUGUCAAAUUCUUGUGUAAGAAGAAGAUGGUAUUUUACAUAAAAACUCAAAUAUUUAUCCAACCCACCAUGGACUGCUCAUCUGGCAAAGCUACUGAGAGUUUGAACAAAAAUGAAACGAAAUGGUGGUUAAAGAAGGGCAUCCAGACACCGUUUAUGUUUGAAAUAGAAGUUUUUACAGACAGAAAUGGUGGCUGCUUUAUUUAUUAUUGUAGGUUCUGUUGGAUUUCUAUAUGGUUUUGUUUUGAUUCUCUUGAAAAUUGUUGGUUGUAUUGUACAAGUUAGGAUGACUGACCAUGCAAAAUUGUAGUAAUGGUCAAAGUUCAGAAACAGAAAUUGUCAUUUCUCAUUAGACAUCUUGUUCUAGCAUUACAGUUUUUUUUCUUUCUGGGGCAGAAUUUGUUACACUAUACAUUCAUAUUUGAGUAUAUUAUAUUUGAAUUUGGAAACA
Molecule: messenger RNA, 1796 nt
Organism: Cucumis sativus (cucumber)
Lineage: Eukaryota; Viridiplantae; Streptophyta; Magnoliopsida; Cucurbitales; Cucurbitaceae
Exons: 2
Coding region: 143-1264 (373 amino acids)
Molecular function (GO): methyltransferase activity
Source: RefSeq, a predicted model, not a curated record